Sciurus carolinensis (gray squirrel) is the source of this 6794-nucleotide messenger RNA. It is a transcript of the gene Pde5a, whose product is annotated as phosphodiesterase 5A. The record is from RefSeq and is a predicted model, not a curated record. Gene Ontology annotation, molecular function: protein binding; 3',5'-cyclic-GMP phosphodiesterase activity. NCBI's taxonomy places the organism in Eukaryota, Metazoa, Chordata, Mammalia, Rodentia, Sciuridae. Gene Ontology annotation, biological process: signal transduction. The transcript has 21 exons. Bases 413 to 3085 code for a protein of 890 amino acids.
CGGAGGCAGCGCGGGGGCUCGCGGCGCGCACACAAGCGGGAGGGCGGCGCCGCGGCAGCGGACCCGGGGCUCUGGGCCCCGCGGAGACCCGCGCUCCCGCCGCCUGGUCCCGGGCCAAGCGCUGGGGCCCUGUGGGGCGGGGCGGGAGCCUGCGCGCUGGGAGGCGACGGCACAGCGGGCAGUGGCGCGCGUGGGAAACGCUCGCCGAGGAGUUGGAAGAAUUGAGCCUGGCUGCGAGGGGCCAGAAGGGUGGGGCAGAGCGCGCGGCGGGCGGGUACCCCCGAGCCUGCGGAGGCGGCGCGGGACCCGGGCGCGGGCGGCUCCCGCGCGCGGAUCGGGGUAUCUGCGGCCCGCGCCCCUCUGGGGGAGGCCCCGCGAGCCUCGCCCAGUGCCGGCCCGCGGGCCGGCGGCGAUGCUGGAGCGGCCGCCCGCGGGGCGCGUGCUCCCGGGCCCCCGCGGUCGCGACGCUGCGGGGUGCUCCCUCUCCUGGGCGGCCAGCACAGGGCGGGGGUGCGAGCCCCGCAGCGGCCGCACCUGGGCGCGCCGCCCCGCGAGCCUCCUGGAGAGCGGCCCUCCGGCGCCCGCGAUGCUGCCCUUCGGAGACAGGACCAGGGAGAUGGUCAACGCGUGGUUUGCUGAGAGAGUGCACACCAUCCCGGUGUGCAGGGACGGCGUCCGAGGCCACCCCGAGUCCUGCGCCUGCCCCUCGCCGCAGAGCCCGCGUGCAGACAGCAGUGCCCCUGGGACGCCCGCCAGGAAGAUCUCUGCCUCGGAGUUCGACCGGCCCCUCAGGCCCAUCCUGGUCAAGGACUCCGAGGGCACCGUGAGCUUCCUGUCCGACUCGGGGAAGCCGGAGCAGAUGCCUCUCACCCCGCCACGCUUUGACAGUGACGACGGCGACCAGUGCUCCAGGCUGCUGGAGCUGGUGAAGGACAUCUCCAGUCACCUGGACGUCACGGCCCUGUGCCACAAGAUCUUCCUGCACAUCCACGGGCUCAUCGCGGCCGACCGCUACUCCCUGUUCCUCGUGUGCGAGGACAGCGGCAACGACAAGUUCCUGGUCAGCCGCCUCUUCGACGUGGCGGAGGGGUCCACGCUGGAGGAGGCCUCCAACAGCUGCAUCCGCCUGGAGUGGAACAAGGGCAUCGUGGGGCACGUGGCCGCGCUGGGCGAGCCCCUGAACAUCAAGGACGCCUACGAGGAUCCCCGGUUCAAUGCCGAAGUUGACCAAAUCACAGGCUACAAGACACAAAGUAUCCUUUGUAUGCCAAUUAAAAAUCACAGGGAGGAGGUCGUUGGUGUGGCCCAGGCCAUCAACAAGAAGUCGACCAGUGGCGGGACUUUCACGGAGAAGGACGAGAAGGACUUUGCUGCCUACCUGGCUUUCUGUGGCAUCGUCCUUCACAACGCCCAGCUCUACGAAACCUCGCUGCUGGAGAACAGGAGGAAUCAGGUGCUGCUUGACCUGGCCAGCCUGAUUUUUGAGGAGCAGCAGUCGUUAGAAGUGAUUCUGAAGAAAAUAGCAGCCACCAUCAUCUCCUUCAUGCAGGUGCAGAGCUGCACCAUCUUCAUCGUGGACGAAGACUGCCCCGAGUCCUUCUCCAGCGUGUUCCACAUGGAGUGUGAAGAAGGAGGCUCGUCAGACACCCUAACAAGGGAGCGCGAUGCCGGCAAAAUCAACUACAUGUACGCUCAGUAUGUCAAGAACACCAUGGAGCCACUUAAUGUCCCCGACGUCACCAAGGACCACAGGCUGCCCUGGACGAAUGAAAACACAGGAAGUGUGAACCAGCGGCGCAUUACAAGUUUGCUGUGUACACCUAUAAAAAAUGGAAAGAAGAAUAAAGUCAUAGGGGUCUGCCAGCUGGUCAACAAGAGGGCCGAGAACACGGGCGAGACCCAGCCGUUCAGCCGCAGCGACGAGCAGUUCCUGGAGGCCUUCGUCAUCUUCUGUGGCUUGGGCAUCCAGAACACGCAGAUGUACGAGGCGGUGGAGAGAGCCAUGGCCAAGCAGAUGGUCACCCUGGAGGUCCUGUCCUAUCACGCCUCGGCGGCCGAGGAGGAGACCAGGGAGCUGCAGGCCUUGGCGGCUGCUGUGGUGCCGUCUGCUCAGACCCUCAGGAUCACAGACUUUGGCUUCAGUGACUUCGAGCUGUCGGAUCUGGAGACGGCGCUGUGCACCAUCCGGAUGUUCACGGACCUCAGCCUCGUGCAGAGCUUCCAGAUGAAGCAUGAGGUGCUGUGCAGGUGGAUCCUGAGCGUGAAGAAGAACUACCGGAAGAACGUGGCCUACCACAACUGGAGGCACGCCUUCAACACCGCCCAGUGCAUGUUCGCCGCGCUGAGGGCCGGCAAGCUCCAGAACAAGCUGACGGACCUGGAGGUGCUGGCGCUGCUGAUCGCCGCGCUCAGCCACGACCUGGAUCACCGCGGCGUGAACAACUCCUACAUACAGCGGACUGAGCACCCGCUGGCCCAGCUCUACUGCCACUCCAUCAUGGAGCACCACCACUUCGACCAGUGCCUGAUGAUUCUGAACAGCCCGGGCAACCAGAUUCUCAGUGGACUCUCGGUUGAAGAAUACAAGGCCACGCUGAAGAUGAUCAAGCAGGCGAUCCUGGCCACAGACCUGGCGCUGUACGUCAAGAGGCGAGGAGAAUUUUUUGAACUGAUAGAAAAGAAUCAAUUCAACUUGGAAGACCCUCAUCAGAAGGAGUUGUUUCUAGCCAUGCUGAUGACGGCUUGUGACCUCUCUGCCAUCACGAAACCCUGGCCCGUCCAGCAGCGGAUAGCAGAACUGGUAGCAGCUGAAUUUUUUGACCAAGGAGACAGAGAGAGGAAGGAACUCAACAUCGAGCCCACGGAUCUGAUGAACAGAGAGAAGAAAAACAAAAUCCCCAGCAUGCAGGUUGGGUUCAUCGACGCCGUCUGCCUGCAGCUCUACGAGGCCCUGACCCACGUGUCGGAGGACUGCUGGCCUUUGCUGGAGGGCUGCAGGAGGAACAGACAGAAGUGGCAGGCCCUGGCAGAGCAGCAGGAGAAGACGCUGGUCAACGGGGAAAGCAGCCAGGCCAAGCGGAACUGAGGGGCCGCUGGCGCGGUGUGGAAGAGUCAGAGGGCACCUCUGCGGAGCCCCCGUCCCCCUGUGCACCGUGCAGACAUCCUGUCCACACGCGGCCACUGCUGUAUUCUUGUUUCUGCACGACUUUCCAGAGCACAGCAUGGUGUGCUUUUAGGGGACAUUUCCACAGCUUCUGGACACGUGUCCGAGCCGCUGGACUGAAGCCGUGGUGGCCCCCUGCUGGGGUGCAGGUGCUGCUCCGCAGCUGUUUCCUGCUCCGGGUUUAUAAUAACUGGUUCCUGUGUUUUCUGAGUUGCCAGUCUUUCAACAAGGUUUGGAAUCUUGCUUUUCUCCACUGGAGGCUAGGAGCAUAUUGACUGCAUCCUGGGGCAUGCACCCCACGACCCCCAAGGGCAUGCUAGCCUCACUGGCCGAGGUCAGCAGGGGAGUGAGGAGGGGCCCGAUCCUGCAACCAGCCAGAGGAAUGCCCACAGGAGGUCCUUCUGAGAAGCAGUGGUUUGAAUUCUGAACUUUUUGAAAAUAAUUUUCUCAUCUUUCAUCUCCUUUAAAACCACAGUCUGUACAUCAGCGUCCUAGAUCUCAACAGAAAAGUGGUCUAGGCGCUGACCUAGAGGAGGCGUGGCUCGAUGAUGGAGCACGGAGCCUGUCUCUCGUUUCAUCUGCCAGGUGCAGCCUGGAGGAAAGUCCUAUUCGUGUCAGCAGCAGACACUCUCCAGACAGGAGCUGCAGGAACAGGAAAGGAGCCUCAGCCAAAUGAGAUCGGCAGCACUGGGACGCUGCGUGUUCUGGCUCACAGGGCAAGUCCGGCCUGAGCCAGCGAGGCUCGGCGCCCCGCUGGCCACAGUGCGGGUGACCCCCCCACGGCUUCCAGCACAGUGCACACCUUCCUGGGGUCUGAGCCCAGUGCAGCGCCCCUGAGUUCCUGUUUGCCCAGCGCUGGGAAAGCAGGGUGGAGAAGCCGCCCUUGGAAAGGACUUCUGCUCCAUGUGUGCAGACUUCAGAUCGGGGGAGCAGGAAGUCUGGUCUGUCCCAGCACCCUGCCUUGGUCAGGUGCAUCGCUGUGACAAGACACCUGACAAGACCCAGGAAGAGCGGGCUUAGGGUUCAGUCCCUGGUGACGGCUUCACCGCUCUGGGCCUGGUGUGGGGCAAGCAUCAUGGUGGAGGAGGCCGCUCGGCCCCCUGCAGCUGGGAAGAGCGGCAAGGGCCUUGGGCAAGAGCACCCCUGGGCAGCCCCCGUGACCCACCUCCUCCCCACACCCCACCUGCCAGUCACCACCCCAGGGGUCCAUUCCAGCUCGGGCCUCUUGCCAUCCAUCCACUUCUCCUCCGCAUGUCCCUGCCCCGACGGGAGCUCUGGGGACACCUCACAUGCAGCCACAGCACGCUCUCCCACCUUCCUGUGAGGAGAGGAGAGGUGUUUGCUCUGGGAGGCUGUCACCGAGGCGGGCCAGGCCCCCUGGGCAGGGGUGUGCCGCUGUCUCAAGCCUUCCAGGGCCUGUGGCUCCGUUCAAUCCUCUUACUCCCUAGGCCUCGGCAUGUCCCUCUGAGUGGUGCAUGUGUUGAGGCACGGGCUCUAUUCCUGCCCUUCAAUCAAGAGGAGGCAGGACGAAGGGCGCGGCCGUCCCUGGUGGGGGGCGUGUCCAGGAAGCCCCCACUGGUGUUGCUACACGACUGGACCUUCAGCAUGUGGCUUUAUUUUAUGACACAGAUGAAAGCUAAGGUUGCCUCUUGGUGGCCCUGGAGUGUGAAUUACACAGAUUCACCAGCAACAGUCGUGCCUGCAUACUGAACACACUGUGCACGCUUGCACAAUUCCCUAGAGUAGAGUCUCUGAUAAGCUCUUUCCGUCACACCCCCAUGAUCUACCAGUUAUGCCAAAAUACACAGCCACACUCUCGGGCAGUUUAUUCAGACCCCCCUGACGUGUGCUACUGAGACAGGUUCUACGCGGAGGACUCGUGUGUGUGUUUCAGCAAGCAUUUGGGUAAGGCGUUGGCUUGUUUUUAGAUAGCAGUUUUUAUUUCAUUGGUUUGGACAGCAAAGAAGUCAGGCAGGGCCUGCUGCUCUGCCUUGAUGCUGGCGCUGCAGCUCAGAGGGAACCCAGGUGUCUGCGGGGCUGGCUGGCUCCGCUGUCCUGACUGGUGGGCAUCGUUGCAGAUUAGGAUUGCUACCCGUGGGCCAGGGGCCCAGAUCCAUUCUGUUCUGCAAAUGCUUCCUUUCCAGGACCUUCACGUUGGGAAACAGCAGAGUCCUUCCUGACCCCACCCUGUACUUAUAGUACCCACGACUUGUAAGAAAUUGUUCUUGCUCUAGGCUGGUAGGUUGGCUGGUUGGGAAUAGCAGACGAAUGUGAUACCACUUAACUUCAGUUCUCAGCCAGAAAAGCCCCAGUACUUUGCUGACUGGUUUGAAGAGUCUGCACAGCUUCUGGCCUCCUGUUUUUCAGAGUAUUGGCCUUUCUAGUCACCAUGAUGUGAAUUCAGAGGGUGUGCACCCUUUCUAGGCCUGUGCAGAGUUAGGGGGGACAAGGAUGCAGCCCUGGGGUGCCCAGUGGGCCUCGGAGACCCAUGGGAACGGAGCACAGGGCCAGAGAAAGCUCAGAGCCCACAGGUCCUGGCACUUGAGUUUCCAAGAAGGAGAAACGGCGGGUCCUGCAGGGUGUGGUCUCAGGCCCUUUGAGCGCCCUGCCGGGGCACAGACUGAGGCGAUGCGUUGUCCCUCGCUCCUCCCCUUGACCGGGGUCCUCUCAUGCAGGCCUGGAGCUAAGAGUGAGAACAGUCUGAAGGGCCGGGCUCCUGGAGGACCAGGGCCCCAGAGGCUCGGCCAGCAGGGAAGUGCCUUCAUUUCAGCAGGUGGCACAGGCGCCACAGGGCUCCAGGUGGCCCCGCAGCUCACCAGGCCGCCUCACGUGAUGCGCUUGCUUUGUUUUUUGUUGUGUUUUUAAACGGGACCGAUUUGAGAUGAGGGGAAAGGCAGCUGCGGUCUCCUCCUGAGAGCUGCGGGGUAGUUGGGAGGGAGGAGGGGCAGGGUGGCCCUGCCACAGGCAGGUGAGCCUGUGCACAGGUGCAGGAAGGGCUGCCCACCCGCCCCAUGUGGGGCCAGCACACAGCUGCCUGCCCGCUCCCCGCCGCCUGCACACCAGGCCUCCUCCUCGCCCCAGGCUCCCGCGGGAUCCGUCAGAUCGCGUCCCUUGUCCCCGUGUGACUCUUGGGGCUGUGAACUGGGCAGUGCUGACCCCCGUGCUCAGGGCGCCCUCCACACCCCUCCAAAGCCUGUGUGGCCGUAUCCUGUGAAUGUAGCUGGAAGCCAUGUAAAUAGUGGGAAUAGGAAUUUCUGGGACAGCUUAAGAAAGGAGACCUUGUGAAUCACCACUAGCCACUGUUAAAUCUAUUUGUAUUCUUAUACCUUUUCAAUAUGUUUGGACAAAUACAUAGUUUCUGGCACUAUUUUUAUACUAGGAUGAAGGAGUCACUGUGUACCUCACCAUUUAGCUUUGCAGUCACAGUGAUCGUCAUGAAAGUCGAUCGCCGCCUUCUCCCACCAAGAGCCCCCGAUGGCUCUUCUGUGACACCCACCCACCCCUGGCACUGUGCAGUCGCAAGCCGGCCAGGGAGGUCCCUGCACUGUGCAGACUCACCUGUCUGCUUCUUGGAGUUGCCGUGCUUGGUAGAAUAAAGAAUGAAUGGGUCCCUGGAGUGCCGUGUGAUUAU